Coregonus sp. 'balchen' is the source of this 10497-nucleotide messenger RNA. The record is from the annotation of a GenBank genome assembly. NCBI's taxonomy places the organism in Eukaryota, Metazoa, Chordata, Actinopteri, Salmoniformes, Salmonidae.
UCAUCCAGACAUACAGCUAGAGAAGCAGCUGGUCAUGGGGAAUUGCCUGAUCAAAGUACGAUCCAAUAUGCCAACUCUUGAGAAUCCAACUGAACCUGCAAUGUCAGGUAAGACUAAAGGCCCAGCUUCCUCUAUAGGUCUUCUGAAUUCUUGAUUUUGUUAACCCAAUCUGAAAGAAUCCUCCACCCAGCCUGAAUGCUGAUUGCAACUAUUAAAAACCAUUCUUAUUUUUUCAGACAAUAACAGGCCCAUGGUGGUAUCCCUCUAUAACUACCCCUCCCAAGGUCCCUUGGAGUCCAGAAUCCACAUAGGGGAGAGGCUCACUGUGUUAUUAGAGUAAGUGACAUACAUACAUGCAUGGAGCUGUACAUGCAGUAUAUGUGGUAGUUUGGUUGAAAGCACUGAUCUCUUUAUUUGCAGCGAUGGGGAUUUUUGGAUGGUGCGAUCCACAACAACAGGCAAUGAGAGUUAUAUCCCCAGCAACUACACUGCCAAAGUAAUUAACAGGUAAGAUAACUACUACUUAGUCUCACUUUUUAUUUCUGACUGUCACAGCUGUUUACAAUGAGUUGAUGUCAUGAGAGGGUGGGUAUUGGAAUUCAUCAAUAGGGAAGAGAGAGAGGUGGGGACUCCACUUAAAGGUGGGAGCUUCUGUGUACGAUCUUAGAAAAAAUGAUUCCAAAAGGGUUCCUAGGCUGUCCCCAUGCACUGUCAAAAUAAUAAUAAAAAAUAAAUAAUCGUAUAUAUAUAAAAUAAACACUACUCUAGUUGUUUCAACUAAUUAUUAUUAAGUAACUGGUUCCAAAGCCUUUUUUUUUUACUCAACUUUUCGGUCAAAGUGUUACCUGAAUUUUAAAAAAAUUGUUGGCCCAAAAUUAGCUCCAAGCCUCCAACAACAGUCAACUUAAAUUGAUGUGUUUGCUCAAUUUGUGUCCUAUGUUCAUUCAACUCGAAAUUAUUAUUUUUGGCAUCUUACCUAAAAAAGGCUGUUGAACUAGUCACACAUACAGUGCUUUUAACAUGCAAUGUUUUCAACUUACGUAUUUGACACACCUUGACAUACAUGAUUACAUUUGUGCACGUUCAUUUAUACAGUAAUUAUUAUUCAAUCUUCCUGCUACCCCACCAUGUCUGUGUCAAUUAUCAGUUAAUCUGACUAUUCUCUCAUCAUUAACUUAUUUAAUUGUAGGUUUUUCUGUAUAGUAGUCUAAUGUUGGUAGGGCAUAUUACUCUGUUUUAAUGUUACUCCUUAAACACUAUGAUAAAUCGUUUUUCUUGAGUGUACUUUUAACAGAGCUCAGAUUUACUUUGAAGUGCAAAGUGUAGCAGUAGCAGGAAGAUUGGAAUGCUGUGAACCAAGAAGUUCAAAUCCCAGAUGAGGUCAUGUUGAAUACCAAUUACUGUGUAUAUGAACAUGCACAAUGUAAUCAUGUACUGUACGUCAACAUGUGUCAAAUAUGUAAGUUGAAAACAUUGUAUGUUAAAAGCACUGUGUGUGUGUGUGUGUGUGUGUGUGUGUGUGUGUGUGUGUGUGUGUGUGACUAGUUUUACAGCCUUUUUUUUUGGUAAAAUGCCAAAAUAAUAAUUUCGAGUUGAUUGAACAUAUGAGAAAAAUUGAGCAAACACAUCAUUUUAUGUUGACUGAAUGUUUUCCAAUGUUUUCUCAUGUUGGAGCUAAGUUUGGGCCAACUAAAAAUGUUAAAUUCAGGUAACACUUGAAUUGAACCGAAAAGUUGAGUAAACAAAAAAAAGAGCCGGUGGAAGCAGUUACUUAAUAAUAUUUAGUUGAAACAACUAGAUUUUAUUUUAUUUGAUUUUUUACAGUGCAGCAGAACCCUUUUUGGUUCCAGGUAGAACCAUUUUGGGUUCCAGGUAGAACUGUUUGGGGUUUCAUGUAGAACCCUCUGUGGAAAGGGUUCUACAUUGAAUCCAAAAGGGUUCUACCUGGAACCAAAAUGAUUCUUCCUUGUCCUGGAACCAAAAAGGGUUCUUCAAAGGGUUCUGCUAUGGGGACAGCCGAAUAAUCUUUUUUUUCUAAGAGCGUAGGUGAACUGUGACUCUCUAGUGUCUGUAGACAGAGUUCUGGAACAAUGCUUUUUUUCUCUCGCUCUGAAUGACAUCAUCAUCAAUGUCCUAAUUAUUUACAUUUUACAUUUACAUAAUUUAGCAGACGCUCUUAUCCAGAGCGACUUACAAAUUGGUGCAUUCAACUUAUGAUAGCCAGUGGGACAACCACUUUUUUUUUGAAGGGGGGCACUAUUAUGACACUACUCCCUCAGUGGGGGAUGAUGGCAGUUGUAGUUUCAGUUGAGUUUCCUAACAGGGCGGAGAAGUGUGAACAAUGUAAUGUACACACUAAAAACAAAUGGUUCUAUGUUGUGCCAAAUAAGGGUUAUUUGGCUUGUAACCCUUUUUAAUGGUUCUUUAUAGAACCUUUAUGGAGAAUGGUUUUAUAAAGAACCUUUCUCAAUCUCAAAGGCUCUUUGUAGAUCAUUUUGAAGAACCAGAUCGGGUUUUUUAUUCUGUUUAGCCAAAUUAUUUUGUUAAAAAUCCAUAGGUGUUAUUAUUGUGAUAACUUACAAGUUGAAUCAGGUGUGCUAGGUCUGGAACAGCUGGGGUUCCCUGGGGUGAGGAUUGAGAACCACUGAAGUAGUCAACCGUUUUCAAUUGACACAAGGCCAUACGGCCAUAAGUCUUUCACAAGACUCCGUCACUGGCCAUAGUCAUGUAUAACGUGUAAUGGCAUAACACAACAGAUUAGAUCAACUGGAAUGACACACACACGGUUGCACAAAGAAAGCUGUGAGCAAACCACUCCUCAAAAUAUUGUAAUGAGCCACCGCCUCUUUCAUUUUAAUUAUCACUAAAAGAGCAAAGAACCAUUGAAGGGCUCAAAAGAGGGUUCCUCAAGGGUUCUUUGAGUCAUUAUGGUUCCACAUAGCACCAUCACCCUUCCCAAAGAACCCUUGAGGAACCCUCUUUUCUUAGUGUGUAGGCCUACUACCUUAGCAAAUUAUGUAACUACUGUAGUUUCCCAGUAGUGGGAGUUUCAUUGUAUAUACUUCUUCUUCUGAUAGUCAAUAUUUUAACUUUCUCCUCCCGCUCUAAUCAGGUGGCAGUAUAUUGGCAUCAGCAGGUUGAAGGCAGAGGAGCUGCUGCUGCUGCCACACAAUCACACAGGGGCUUUCCUGAUCCGAGAGAGUCAGACAAACACAGGUUAGGCCAUGUUCAGGGCUUAAAGCUCGUUUCAUUAAAUUCAUUUUAGUGAAUGUUUCUUACAAAUGUUAACAUGAGUUGUCUAAAAAAAGUUUGUUAUAAGCACAACAAUUUUUUAUUUAUUUAUUUUAUUUCACCUUUAUUUAACCAGGUAAGCCAGUUGAGAACAAGUUCUCAUUUACAACUGCGACCUGGCCAAGAUAAAGCAAAGCAGUGCGGGAAAAACAACAACAACACAGAGUUACAUAUGGAAUAAACAAAACGUACAGUCAAUAACACAAUAGAAAAUCUAUAUACAGUGUGUGCAAAUGUAGUAAGUUAUGGAGGUAAGGCAAUAAAUAGGCCAUAGUGCAAAAUAAUUACAAUUAUAAUUUAGUAUUAACACUGGAGUUAUAGAUGUGCAGAAGAUGAUGUGCAAAUAGAGAUACUGGGGUGCAAAUGAGCAAAAUAAAUAACAAUAUGGGGAUGAGGUAGUUGGGUGGGCUAAUUACAGAUGGGCUGUGUACAGGUGCAGUGAUCGGUAAGCUGCUCUGACAACUGAUGCUUAAAGAUAGUGAGGGAGAUAAGUGCAGUUCGUUCCAGUUAUUUGCAGCAGAGAACUGGAAGGAAUGGCGACCAAAGGAGGUGUUGGCUUUGGGGAUGACCAGUGACAUAUACCUGCUGGAACGCAUACUACAGGUGGGUGUUGCUAUGGUGACCAAUGAGCUAAGAUAAGGCGGGGAUUUGCCUAGAAGGGAUUUAUAGAGGACCUGGAGCCAGUGGGUUUGGUGACGAAUAUGUAGUGAGGGCCAGCCAACGAGAGCGUAUAGGUCACAAUGGUGGGUAGUAUAUGGGGCUUUGGUGACAAAACGGAUGGCACUGUGAUAGAUUACAUCCAAAUUGCUGAGUAGAGUGUUGGAAGCUAUUUUGUAAAUGACAUCGCCGAAGUCAAGGAUUGGUAGGAUAGUCCGUUUUGGAUUGGAGAUGCUUAAUGUGAGUCUGGAAGGAAAGUUUACAGUCUAACCAGACACCUAGGUAUUUGUAGUUGUCCACAUAUUCUAAGUCAGAGCCGCCGAGAGUAGUGAUUCUAGUCGGGCAGGCGGGUGCAAGCAGUGUUCGAUUGAAGAGCAUGCAUUUAGUUUUACUAGCGUUUAAGAGCAGUUGUAGGCCACGGAAGGAGUGUUGUAUGGCAUUGAAGCUCGUUUGGAGGUUUGUUAACACAGUGUUCAAUGAAGGGCCAGAUGUAUACAAAAUGGUGUCGUCUGCGUAGAGGUGGAUCUGAGAGUCACCAGCAGCAAGAGCGACAUCAUUGAUAUACACAGAGAAUAGAUUCGGCCCGAGAAUUGAACCCUGUGGCACCCCCAUAGAGACUGCCAGAGGUCCAGACAACAGGCCUUCCGAUUUGACACAUUGAACUCUAUCUGAGAAGUAGUUGGUGAACCAGGCGAGGCAGUCAUUUUAGAAACCAAGGCUAUUUAGUCUGCCAAUAAGAAUGCGGUGAUUGACAGAGUCAAAAGCCUUGGCCAGGUCAAUGAAGACGGCUGCACAGUACUGUCUUAUCGAUCGCGGUUAUUAUAUCGUUUAGGACCUUGAGCAUGGCUGAGGUACACCCAUGACCAGCUCGGAAACCAGAUUGCAUAGCGGAGAAGGUACGGUGGGAUUCGAAAGGCAGGGCAGGAUGGAUAUAGGUCUGUAACAGUUUGGAUCUAGAGUGUCACCCCCUUUGAAGAGGGGGAUGACCGCGGCAGCUUUCCAAUCUCUGGAGAUCUCAGACGACACGAAAGAGAGGUUGAACAGGCUGGUGAUAGGGGUUGCGACAAUUUCAGCGGCUAGUUUUAGAAAGAAAGGGUCCAGAUUGUCUAGCCCAGCUGAUUAGUAGGGGUCCAGAUUUUGCAGCUCUUUCAGAACAUCAGCUAUCUGAAUUUGGGUGAAGGAGAAGCGGGGGGGCAUGGGCAAGUUGCAGUGGAGGGUGCAGAGCUGGUGGCCGGGGUAGGGGUAGCCAGGUGGAAAGCAUGGCCGUAGCAAAAUGCUUGUUGAAAUUUUUGAUUAUCGUAGAUUUAUCGGUAGUGACAGUGUUUCCUAGCCUCAGUGCAGUGGGCAGCUGGGAAGAGGUGCUCUUAUUCUCCAUGGACUUUACAGUGUCCCAAAACUUUUUGGAGUUAGUGCUACAGGAUGCACAUUUCUGUUUGAAAAAGUUAGCCUUUGCUUUCCUAACUGAUUGUGUAUAUUGGUUCCUGACUUCCCUGAAAAGUUGCAUAUCGCGGGGGCUGUUCGAUGCUAAUGCAGUACGCCAAGUCUGGGGUGAACCAGGGGCUAUAUCUGUUCUUAGUUCUGAAUUUUUUGAAUGGGGCAUGCUUAUUUAAGAUGGAGAGGAAAGCACUUUUAAAGAACAACCAGGCAUCCUCUACUGAUGGAAUGAGGUCACUAUCCUUCCAGGAUACCCGGGCCAGGUCAAUUAGAAAGGCCUGCUCGCUGAAGUGUUUUAGGGAGCGUUUGACAGUGAUGAGGGGUGGUCGUUUGACCGUGGAUCCAUUACGGACGCAGGCAAUGAGGCAGUGAUCGCUGAGAUCCUGGUUGAAGACAGCGGAGGUGUAUUUAGAGGGUAAAUUAGUCAGGAUUAUAUCUAUGAGGGUGCCCAUGUGAACGGAUUUAGGGUUGUACCUGGUAGGUUCCUUGAUAAUUUGUGUGAGAUUGAGGGCAUCUAGUUUAGAUUGUAGGACGGCCGGGGUGUUAAGCAUAUCCCAGUUUAGGUCACCAAGCAAUAUGAACUCUGAGGAUAGAUGGGGGGCAAUCAAUUCACAUAUGGUGUUCAGGGCACAGCUGUCUGUAGCAAGCAGCAACAGUGAGAGACUUAUUUCUGGAAAGGUGGAUUUUUUGAAGUAGAAGCUCAAACUGUUUGGGCACAGACCUGGAUAGUAUGAUAGAUCUCUACAGUAGAUUGCAACUCCGCCCCCUUUGGCAGUUCUAUCUAGACGGAAAAUGUUGUAGUUGGGAAUGGGCAUUUCAGAAUCUUUGGUGGCCUUCCUAAGCCAGGAUUCAGACACUGCUAGAACAUCAGGGUUGGCUGAGUGUGCUAACGCAGUGAAUAACUCAAAUUUAGGUAGGAGGCUUCUGAUGUUAACAUGCAAGAAACCAAGGCCUUUGCGAUUACAGAAGUCAAGAAAUGAUAGCGCCUGGGGUGCAGGAGUGAUACUGGGGGCUACAGGGCCUGGGUUAACCUCUACAUCACCAGAGGAACAGAGGAGGAGUAGAAUAAGGAUACGGCUAAAGGCUUUAAGAACUGGUCUUCUAGUGCGUUGGGUACAGAGAAAAAAAAAGGCAGAUUUCCGGGCGUUGUAGAAAAGAUUCAGGGCAUUAUGUACAGACAAGGAUAUGGAAGGAUAUGAGUACAGUGGAGGUAAACCUAAGCGUUGGGUAAAGAUGAAAGAGAUAGCAUCACUGGAGGCACCGAUUGAGCCGGUCUCCGCGUGUGUGGGGGGUGGGACAAAGGAUCUAUCUGAGACAGGUUGAGCAGGACUGGGGGCUCUACAUUGAAAAAGUACAGUUAGAACUAACCGAAACAGCAAUAGGCAAGGCAUAUUGACAUGGGAGAUAGGCAUAAAGCAGUCACAGGUGUUAUUCGAGAGAGCUAAGACAACAGCUGGUAAUGGCGAUGAAAGUUUGAGCUGAGGCUAAACAGAUCAACAGGAUGGGGUACAGUAUAAAGGAACAGUCCAGCAGGCAUCAGCUGUGUAGCUGAGUGAUCAUAAGGUCCAAUGAACAGCAAUAAGUAAGUCCGGGAGCAGUUCAGUGGCUGCUACGCUACAGGCGAGCUGGAGGCACGGCUGUUGAUUGCGUGUGCUAGCGGGCCGGAGCUAGCAGAUGGAUCUUCGUGGUCGUCGCAACGGGAAGCCUGUUGAAACCACAUCAGACAAUUACGUUGGCAGACCAGUCGUGAUGGAUCGGCGGGGCUCCGUGUCAACACUAGGAAGUCCCGUCCGGUUGACAGAGAGGUCGAUAGCCGGGAGAUGGGCCUGGCUGGAGGCUAGCUCAAGGCUAACUGGGGUUAGCUUCAGGACAGUGUUGAUUAGCCAACAACGACAACAGCCAUUCGGUUGCAGCUAGCUAGUUGCGAUGAUCCGGUGUUAAGGUCCAGUGAUUCAGUGAUUCCGGCAGAAAAUCCGAUAUGCUCUGGCUCGAUAGCGCGAUGUGCAGACUGGCCGAUAAUUGUCCAGGCUAGAGCUGGCUGGUAGGUACUGCAGGCCAUGGCCACGGACAAUGGUGAAGACCGCUAAUGGUGGCUAAUAGCAAGUAGCUAGUUAGCUGGCUAGCUGGCUAGUUUCAGCCAGAGGUUCUGGAUAAAAAUGUAUGAAGAAAUCAUAGAAUCCGUUCCACAUUGGGUGAGGCGGGUUGCAGGAAAGUAUAUUUAGUUAAAAGAUGGAAAGUGAGAUUGAGAAAUAUAUACGAAAAAGACAAAAAAUAAAAAAACAGGCUAUUUACAUGAGGACACUAAAGAAAACACGACCGCACUGCUACGCCAUCUUGGAUCUAGCCUAGGACUUGUGUGCACUGUUUCAUCACUGUUACGUGUCAAGAGUCCGGUGUUAUUUUUACUCACAGAAACCUACUCGCUCUCAAUCCUUGUGACAAUGGACUCAUAUCUGGCCACAGUGAAACACUACCGCAUCUGUAGCCUCCAAAAUGGCUGGUUCUACAUCUCCCCUAGCCUCACCUUCUACUCCCUGGGCCAAUUGGUGGAACACUACUCUGGUGGGUGCAAGCCCAUCAAUGGGCUCAAAUGCAUUAUUAUUAAAUACGGUACCAGUCAAAAGUUUGGACACACCUAUUCAUUCAAGGGUUUUUCUUUAUUUGUACUAUUUUCUACAUUGUAGAAUAGUGAACACAUCAAAACUAUGAAAUAACACAUAUGGAAUCAUGUAUUAACCAAACAAAUCAAAAUAUAUUUUAUCUUUGAGAUUCUUCAAAGUAGCCACCCUUUGCCUUGAUGACAGCUUUGCACUCUCUUGGCAUUCUCUCAACCAGCUUCAUGAGGUAGUCACCUGGAAUGCAUUUCAAUUAACAGGUGUGCCUUGUUAAAAGUUAAUUUGUGGAAUUUCUUUCCUUCUUAAUGCGUUUGAGCCAAUCAGUUGUGUUGUGACAAGGUAGGGUUGGUAUACAGAAGAUAGCCCUAUUUGGUAAAAGACCAAGUCCAUAUUAUGGCAAGAACAGCUCAAAUAAGCAAAGAGAAACGACAGUCCAUCAUUACUUUAAGACAUGAAGGUCAGUCAAUACGGAAAAUGUCAAGAACUUUUAAAGUUUCUUCAAGUGCAGUCGCAAAAACCAUCAAGCGCUAUGAUGAAACUGGCUCUCAUGAGGACCGCCACAGGAAAGGAAGACCCAGAGUUACCUCUGCUGCAGAGGAUAAGUUCAUUAGAGUUAACUGCACCUCAGAUUGCAGCCCAAAUAAAUGCUUCACAGAGUUCAAGUAACAGACACAUCUCAACAUCAACUGUUCAGAGGAGACUGUGUGAAUCAGGCCUUCAUGGUCGAAUUGCUGCAAAGAAACCACUACUAAAGGACACCAAUAAGAAGAAGAGACAUGCUUGGGCCAAGAAACACAAGCAAUGGGCAUUAGACCGGUGGAAAUCUAUCCUUUGGUCUGAUGAGUCCAAAUGUGAGAUUUUUGGUUCCAACCGCCGUGUCUUUGUGAGAUGCAGAGUAGGUGAACCGAUGAAAAUGUAUGCACUCACUAACUGUAAGUCGCUCUGGAUAAGAGGAGGAGGUGUGAUGUGUGAGGUGCUUUGCUGGUGACACUGUCAGUGAUUUAUUUAUUUAGAAUUCAAGGGACACUUAACCAGCAUGGAUACCACAGCAUUCUGCAGCGAUACGCCAGCCCAUCUGGUUUGUGCUUAGUGGGACUAUCAUUUGUUUUUCAACAGGACAAUGACCCAAAACACACCCCCAGGCUGUGUAAGGGCUAUUUGACCAAGGAGAGUGAUGGAGUGCUGCAUCAGAUGACCUGACCUCCACAAUCACCUGACCUUAACCCAAUUGAGAUGGUUUGGGAUGAGUUGGACCGCAGAGUGAAGGAAAAGCAGCCAACAAGUGCUAAGCAUAUGUAGGAACUCCUUCAAGGCUGUUGGAAAAGCAUUCCUCAUGAAGUUGGUUGAGAGAAUGCCAAAGGUGUGCAAAGCUGUCAUCAAGGCAAAGGGUGGCUUUUUGAAGAAUCUCAAAUAUAUUUUGAUUUGUUUAACACUUGUUUGGUUAUUACAUGAUUCCAUAUGUGUUAUUUCAUAGUUUUGAUGUCUUCACUAUUAUUCUGCAAUGUAGAACAUAGUAAAAAUAAAGAAAACCACUUGAAUGAGUAGGUGUGUCCAAACUUUUGACUGGUACUGUAUAUACUUUUUAAAUAUUUUUUUUUACUAUGUCAAUAUGGCCCUAAACUGGUGGAAGUUGUGAAUAAAGUCAAUAGUUGGAAGAGUUGCAGAGUGAAUUGAAAAUAAUGCCAUUGUUGAUUAGAUGCUUUUUUCAUUAAUUAAGCAAUUUUCUCUUGAACCAUAUAGUCUAUCCACUAGAAAUUCAUUGACAAUAUAGACACAGAUAUAAAAAUAUAUACUAUAUAUAUAAAUAAAAUGUUUAAGUUAUUCAAGUAUAAAUUACUAAAGUUACCAUAGAUUGCCAUAGAUUAACUGUUAAUAACCAAAAUCACAAAGGAUUCCAGUAACUUUGGUAAAUUACCGGUAGCGUUGCAACCCUACUGGUGACUGAGGUCACUUACAAAUAAAAAUGGCCAAUCAUAAUGAGUUGUUUGGCUAGAGAAUGUUUUAAACAUUUGGAAACAUGUCUAUCUACAGAGUCAGCAGAUGGGUUGUGCUGUUUACUGAGGGAGCCUUGCAUCAUCCAAGGCUCAAACAAUACUACCAUGACCACCAGAUCCUAUCCCAAAGCUAUAAGGAGGCCCACACUCAACUGGAAUGAUGUAGACAGGUGGGGCACAUUCCUAAAUCUUCCAUCUACCAUAUUUUGUGUCCAAAGUGACCUACACACUAUUUAUUUCACUGUUUGUCAACAUGACAUGAAAUGUGAUGCUAUAGCUAUGCAAUCAAUUGCAUUGUGUGUACACAUUGUAAGAUGAUGCAUUCUGGUGGUAGUUAAAGUAUAUCACAUUCCAUAUGCCUCUGUCUUUCCAGUUCAAUGAUCUUCAGUAAGGCCAGCGUGGAUUCAGAGGACUCUCUAGUGAGUGAGGGGCUGAGGGAGGCCAUCAGCUCAUACCUCUACAUGACAGAGGUCAGCUGCCAGAACUGUGGCAAACACUGGGAUUCA